Aspergillus saccharolyticus JOP 1030-1 is the source of this 2350-nucleotide messenger RNA. RefSeq lists its product as uncharacterized. The coding region runs from base 189 to 2189 and encodes 666 amino acids. The transcript has a single exon. The record is from RefSeq and is a predicted model, not a curated record. NCBI's taxonomy places the organism in Eukaryota, Fungi, Ascomycota, Eurotiomycetes, Eurotiales, Aspergillaceae.
CUGUCACCAGUUCCGAGCUGAAGCUGAAGAUCCCAGAAUGAUGUUCUGACAACAAUCUGUGUUGGAAGCUAUGAGGGUCAUUCUGCAUUACGCACAUUCUCUCUCCCCCGCCAAAUGCAGUCAAGUGUCAAGCUGCUGCUCCCCUGAACCUCCCUUAUCCGAACAAUCAAUGAAUUCAUCCUUCACCGAUGCCACCUCGUCGCCCAAUAUCCCCGCUCUCGUUUGAUUCAUGCUCGCUAAUCCCAUCGGACAAUGAUUACGACUCUCUCGCCGCCUCCGAUGACGAUCUAGACCCAGCUCAGCGUGUUGCUCGCCGUCGGAGAAUCGAAAAGUUUGCUGAAGCUUAUCUACAAGAUUCACCGCUGUUCCUUCUGUCCGCCUCGCUCCGCGGGCCUUUCGACAAAGGAUGGAAUAAUCCCUGGAAAAAGGAUAGGCGUAGCCCUGGAGGGCUGCAGAGGAGUGCGGACUUCAACCGUAAACGACCAGUGAUCCCUGAGACGAAUCCGCGAAAACGGCCCCUAUACCACGAGUCCCGUGAAGUCGACGGCUCACGGCUUUCUGCGCAACCCCCCGGGAGAAACUCCUCCGCACCGAACACCGAAUCCCACAGGACCCCUAUUACUGGGUCCUCUAAUAAACGAGCGCGGGCUGAUAGCAGAGAAAUACGAGUUGCAAGCGACACUGCCAAGGAUACAUUUGCCUCCAAAGGGCAAGCGACCCCGCACACAAAUAGGGCAUGGCUGAAGAAAGACUGUGCGGGAAUCGGAUUUCGAACUGUGAACCCGCCGACAUCGCCUACGGCAACCAUAUCUUCUCGCCGUGAGGGGCCAAAGAUCAGCACCAUACAGGUACCCGGGACUGACUACCGGUGGCCAGUGCGGGAUCAUCGGAAAGAUCUUAACCACCUGCGAGAGGACGACACUGGUGACCAUCGUGUCCCGGACACUGUCAAGGUUCCUGCGUUCAAGGAGCAACAGAGUAGUCAAUCGGAUGCUCAAAGAAUUCCGUCCGAUGCAACAAAUCAGGAGGGCUCGCUUUAUGUCCUUUCCUCAUCGUCGCACCUACCAAAAUUCGAGUAUCGACGCGCUAAGACAUCCGGUCAUGGCAGGCUUGAGCUUAAGUCUCCGGCUGAUCUUCGAGAACCAGGAGAUCCCCCCAGUCACGCCGAAAUGACAGAUAUCAGCGACCAUCAAGCCUGUGAGAGCAACCCCUCCCGCGGCGUCGCUCCGGCGGAGGCCAUCAAACUUGAGUCGCCUGAUCCUCCUGCCGCAGAUGAACCACAUGCACCUAUCUCUCAACGGGAGGUCGUUGAUGCCGCUAGAUCGCGGUCCGACUCUCCAGCAGAGAAGGCUCCGUCCACUCAUGAUCCUGCAGUGAGGGGCAUUAGCGACAAAUUACCUUCAGCGCAGCACCAACCCCUUAAUCCAGUCACCACACACAACGCCAUCUCGCUGCACACGAUCUCCGCGGGCAAAACUCACACUCAAAGUGAUGGAGAUACUAUUCCGGACCCACAAUUCAAUACCCAAGCCGCUCUUCUUCAUGCUCAGAUGUCGUUCCAAAAGGAUCUUGAGAGCCCCGAGUAUACUCCCGCGCGGGUUCCAAAUCCAGAAUCAAUAGCUCGCCACGAUAUCACACCGUUCUGCAGAGUGUCUACACCCGGUGGGUUCGGGGAUCUUCCCAACAACAAGGCACCUGGGACGUGGAGAGGCCCCAUGAUGAGCACACAAUACCUCAUUGAUGCCGUUACACCGUUCACGCUGAGUACCGAGAGGAAGAGGUCCAAGCCUCGAUUUUUGACUCCACAAGAUCAUGAGUCUAGCACUAUGCCAAGAAAAUCUUCUCUCGCAGCGGCAGCAUUGUCGUCGCCGGUUCCGAACUAUGUCAACGACGACAGCCUGAACAUUGACUCAUCUCAGCCGCCAGACCAUGCUGACCUGAAUGAUUUGACUGAAGGAGAAGAUUUGGAGACGACCCUCUCUGGAACAAUGCCUACCACCGGUGAGGAUGGUCAGGGAGGCGUAAUGGGUGCCGAGAGUUUCAAUCUCAACGAAGCGAUAGCAGAAGCGGGGAGCUGGCUGAAAGAGAGCUUUGACAUUGGCCAGGAAAUCAAACGAUGCGCCUCCUCGAAAUUCACGAGGUCGUCCUCCAGAGAUGCCGGCCGGUCAGCGGUAAGCCUGGAUGCUUGAAACAUUAUGCAUGGGGACUCUGAAUCAAGGGCAGUCGUUUAGUUAACGAGCCAGAGAAAUGGCUUGGUUCUUGGUCUUUAUUUUCGUGUACAUUGAGCUUUUAUUCCCUUUGCGUGCAUAGCUUUUAUGCGGACUUGGUCGCAACAUAGAUACACAUUACG